This is a messenger RNA of Hippopotamus amphibius kiboko, 15156 nucleotides long. It is a transcript of the gene ABCA13, whose product is annotated as ATP binding cassette subfamily A member 13. The transcript is spliced from 63 exons. Gene Ontology annotation, cellular component: intracellular membrane-bounded organelle; membrane. Gene Ontology annotation, molecular function: ATP binding; ATP hydrolysis activity; ABC-type transporter activity. Gene Ontology annotation, biological process: transmembrane transport; lipid transport. Lineage: Eukaryota; Metazoa; Chordata; Mammalia; Artiodactyla; Hippopotamidae. The record is from RefSeq and is a predicted model, not a curated record.
AUGGGGCGGGUGGGGUGCCAGUUCCGGGCCCUGCUCUGGAAGAAUUGGCUGUGCAGGGUCAGGCACCCGGUCCUCUCCCUGGCUGAAUUCUUCUGGCCGUGUAUCCUGUUCAUGAUUCUGACAGUACUUCGUUUUCAAGAACCUCCUAGACAUAGAGACAAUUGCUAUUUGCAACCCCGGGACCUGCCCAGCCGGGGUGUUUUCCCCUUUGUCCAAGGUCUUCUUUGCAACACCGGGUCGAGGUGCAGGAACACAAGCUAUGAAGGGGCCACGGAGCAGCAUUUUCGUUCUUCUAGGCUCCUGACUGCUGCUGCUGCUGACAAGAAGGUCGAUGACCUGGCCUUCUUAAGAGAGAUACAGGACCUCACCUGGGAGGUUUAUGAAAUGAUGGACAAGGCGAGAAACUUACAGAAACUUUGGAUAGAGAGAUCCAAGACUCCAGAUUCUUCUUAUGGUUCCAGUUUUUUAACAAUGGAUCUCAAUAAGACUGAGGAGGUGAUCGCAAAGCUGGAGAGUCUUCACCGGCAGCCCCACAUCUGGGAUUUUCUACUUUUACUCCCAAGACUCUAUGCAAACAAUGUCCGUAUUGUAGACGGCCUCCUCAGAGGAGGACACCUACUCCACGCAGUUCUGAGUUCCCUGUCGGCUCUAGAAGAUUCAGGCUGGCUGCCACUCAACCACAGCUUUUCCAGGGUCUCUGCAGCAGUGCUGAAGGUUGUCGUCCCGACGCUGGCACUUCUGCAGGAGAGCGGGGCCGCGGCCACGGAGUCAAGAUACAGCCUGACCUUGAAGGAGCUGGUGUGGGACCCGCGGAAGGUCCAGGCUGACCUGAAAUCCCGAUUCGGUUUUGAUGACCUUCACGCAGAGCGCAUCCUGAACUACUCGGCUGAACUACAGGAGUUUCCCACAGACAGUUCAUUGGAGCGGAUGCUGUGUUCAGCCUUGUCCGGCCCUCCUGAGAACGAAGAUGACGGGGAGGGACACCCUGCAUCCUGCGACCCCAGGUGGUCAGUGGCCAGAAACUACCUGCUCCAAGCGGUCAGCCGGCUGCACCUCUACAAACAGGUGUUUGACCAGUGGCGAAAGGGCAGCCUCUUCCAGAAGGUCCUGGCGGGGAUUGGCCAUGGGCUGGAGGUUCUGAGGACUCAGUCUGGGGAGGGGAGCCAGCCCUGGACAGUGGCGGGAGCUUUGCAGGCUGCCCUUCUCCUCCUGAAUGACAGCAGGGCAGCUGAUGGACCCCAAAGCAGCCACACGCCCACCAGGAUAUUACUGCAUCUGCAGAAAUUGCAGCACGUCCUCCGGGAGCUGCCCCCGCGGCCGGCCCUGACAGGACUGCUGCGGCUUGAUGCGGCUCUCAGGAGCAUGGUGGCCCAGAAUCUGCACCUUGUCCGAGAAAUCCUCGUUCGCCUCGAGACCUCUGCUAACAAGUCUCGACCUGGUGGGCCUGGCCCAUCAAAACUGGAGAAGGACAUGCUUUUUGGAGAGUUAAAGCAGUUGCUGAUGAAGGAAAACGCCACGGGUCUGUGCCUGAAUGGACGCCUCUCGCAGACGGAAGCUCCUCCACGUCCCGGGGUCGCCGGCAUCCAGGGGGCCCCUGGGGGGCUGGCCUGUGGUCACCACUCCUCCAGUGAGGCCAGUGCUGUACACAAGCUGCUUGGGGCAGUGGAGGACGCGAAUCGUCAUUUGCAAGAGGUCAUUACUGGACACACACAUAUGCCUGUUUCAACACCGGGGGAUGCCCCGGGCUGGCAGGACCUGGGGACACAGCUGUUGGAAGCCAGCCUGCCCUGCACGCGGCUCCUGGGGCCUGAGGUCUCCCCCAGCGACUGUAUGGACCAGCUUUUCUCCACAGUGGUAUUUCAUACGCUUGAGAAAGCACGACAGUUCCUAGAACAAACAGACCCCUGGAAAGCCUUCAUGGGGUUCCUCAGGAAGACUUGUGAAGUGGCCCGAUACGUGAAUAAACAGGAAAGUUUCUGGAACAGUCCGCCUGCUUUCUCUGAGGAAUCUCCUUGUUAUGAAGAAAACAUGGAUUGGAAAAUUAUCGGUGAUAAUUAUUUCACAUUUUUGAAUAAGUUCAUCGAGACUCCAAUAGCUUCCAUAUCGAGGGUCUUAAAUUUCACAAAGGAACUUCUAAUGAUGGAAAAGAAGUUGCAGCCCCUUGAGGAUGAGCAAAUGAACUUCCUUUUAUCUUUUAUGGAAAUUUUGGAGAAAUUAUUAUUGCCUAAUCCUUUCAACUCAUCCAGUGUUCCCAAAUUCCACAAGCUCCCAUCUCUCCCUGAGACAAUUCUAAAUACAAGUCAUUUGUGGAUAAAUCAUUUAGCAAGUUUAGAGAGAGACACACCCGGGGUUGAUGCUCAGAAGCUUCUGGAAUUCGGCAAAGAGAUGAUGGAAAAAGUGCAAACUCUUGAAAGUCUCUGGAUAAGGAAGGAAGCAAGAAAUAUCUUGAAAUUUAUGGGAUUAGUUCUUUUUGGAAUGAAUCCCAAGUUCCAGGCAUUGUGGAUGCAUGGCAUUUCAAAAGGAGAAAGAGCUGAACUGGGAAUCUCGUCUCCACUUGUAAAUUUUUCUGAUCCAGGAAACGAGAGGAUUCAUAGGAAAAGAUUUAACUUUCCCCAGCUGUUCCAUUCAGAUUGGCCUCAAUCGCCAGCCAGGAAAAUGGGUUUUGUUCAUUUAAGUGAAGCAAUAAUAAAUAGUCUCUCUGAAUUUGGAUUUCUGAGGCAGGAACAGGCCUUAGAAGCUGUGGGCACAGUCUAUGCUAUGAGGAACGCAUCUGAUCUUUUCUUAGCCCUUUCUGAGCCACAGAAGCAGGACAUUGGUAAAAUUUUGACUCACGUAUAUCUAAAUGUCUUCCAGGACAAAGAUUCGGCUUUACUUCUGCAGAUUUAUUCUUCAUUUUACCAAUAUAUUUAUAAAUUCUUGAGCAUUCAGAGGAGAGAGCCUUUGCUCUCUUUCCUUACACAAAUCUCAAAACACAUUUUGGAUGUCACAAAACAAUUUAAUUUCCAAAACAUCAGUAAAGUGUUUGCAUUUUUAUAUGAGACAACACGGGUCCUUGGGGAAAUUUCUGAAGUAUCUUACUGCCAGAAGUUGCUUUCAAUUUUUAACUUUUUGGAGGUUCAAGCCCAGUCCCUGAUGUCUACUGAGGGCCCAGCAAUGGGAGUGAUCCACGCGACGUUGACAGGCCUCAAACAGCUGUUCAUGGUGGAUGAAGGUUUUCGUAAUUCCUUAUUUCAGUAUGUGAGCCAACUCUUCAAUGUCUCAGCAGAAGCCCUGCUGGGUAAUGAAUGCUUUGUUUUGGGUAAUAAAAGCAUUUCUUCUGCGAAUUAUUCAAUAGAUAAGGGGUCUUCAUCCAUUCUCCCAUGGGCACAGAUUCUUUCAAACCUCUCAGAAAACAGCAGUGAGUUCCGCGAGUUUACGGCUGUUCACUGUACCCUUUCGUGGCUGCAAACGUGGGUCGAAAUCUGUGGAUACAUAGCUCAGAUAUUUCGGCUGGACACGAAUGUCUUCACUCCUCUUAGUGCUGGUCUCUCUCAGCUUUUGGAUGAACUGGAAAGUGAUGUGAAAAUUCCUAAAAGCUGCCAGGGAAUAUUUCCCACCCAUCACCCUGCCAGACUCAUGUUAAACUUGUUUAAAAAUGUAACUCAGGCUGAUGGCUUUCAUGAUUGGAAUGAUCUUCUGAAUCUCAGGGAUCUCUGGGUAGCACUGGGUGAUGGAUUAGUUAGAGUAAAAUUGCUUACCCUGGACCAAGUGGAGAAAUCCCUUUUCACCAUGGAAACCGCCCUGAGGCAGCUAAAGUCAUUUCCAUUCAACACAAAUGCGAGCAGAGAGUUUUUAUAUUCCCUGCUCGACAUUUUUAUUGAGUUGAGCAAUACUUCAGCAUAUAGAGAUAGAAACGUGCAUUUGAUGAGUCACUUUCUUUCAAAUGACCUCACAGAUUAUGAAGUGCUGUUUGAAAGUGUCAUCACCAACCUAAGAGACACAAUAUUAUUUCUUAAAAAUGUGUCCCAUGACCAAGAUUUAUUGUCCUGUGCUGACAUUUUCCAAAAUGUUACUGAGUUUAUUUUGGAAGAUGGCUUCUUAGAUGUUAAUUCUUCACAGCGGACGUUACACAUUCUGUCCGUGUUAAAUUCCACAUUUUCCUCUGCGGAUGCGGUUAGCCGACUGAAAGGAUGCAUUGCGUGGGUAGACGCCAUAAACCGCCUGUGUGCGAGGCACAGCUCCCGUUUUUCACAAGGCCACCUUCAGGGUGUCCUGAGGAGUUUCAGAGCUGUGGAAGGCAAAGUGGACUCUGCUUUGAAGCUUGUUACUCGGAUGUUGAACACAGCGAUGGAGCCUUCUUGUUCAUUGGAGAUGUCAAAUGUAAAUUGUGUGAAUGUUUACUUAAGAGAUGUGACUGACUCUCUAAAUGUUAUACUCGCUGCAGUCUUUGGAAAAGAAAAGCUACCAAAAUUUGAGAUUUUAUUAACUCUUUUAAAUGAUUCCACAAACCAAGUAAGGAUGAUUAUCAACAACUUAACAAGAGACUUUGAUUUGGUACCUCAAUCCAACUGGAAACAUUUUACUGAAUUAAUUCUAAAACCCAGAGAAAUGUCGGAUGAAAUGCCUCAUCAGUUUCAAAAUAUUUGGCUGCAUUUAGUAGCUCUGGGGAAGGAAAUUCAAAUACUUGUGAAAGAUAUUUUCCCUAACAUCCUGGAAAAUAGCGCCUCUUUUAAAACUGAAAAAAAUUUAAACAUAUUUGCUACCAGUCCCAAAGAGAAGGACAUACCGAGCUUAGGCAGGGCAUUUUAUCAGUUAGCUAGUUACCUUGCCUCCAAUUUAUCCCACGAUCUCCAAAACUUAUCCCAAGUAAAUUCACAUGAAGUAAUGAAAGGUGCGGGUCUCAGUAUUCAACUCGUGAGGGAUGUGUUCAAUGCCCUAACACCUUCAGUUUAUCAUGAUAUUCCACAAGAGCCAGGUAAUUUUCAAGUUUUAAAGAAGGUAGCUUCUUUCCUGCUCACUGUCAAGAAAACAGACGUACACCUGCUAGUAGACCAGCUUGAACAAAUCAGUGAAAGCCUGACGGAUUUUUUUAAGAACGUCAGUAGGUUAGGUACUGGCAAUUUGUGGGUCAGCCUCUUUGUUGACUUGAUGGAAAAAUUUGUCGACAGCUCACGUUCUUGGAGUGUUAACCAUCUGCUGAGGCUCUCACGUUUGCUUCCUAAAAAGGAUGCUGAAGCCGUGGUUGAUGUGUACCACCUGCUCCCUCAUGCCAUGAGGCUCCUGCGGGGCAUGGGCGACAAAAACCUCACAGAGGCCCUCAAGGAUGUCUAUAACUUCACACUCCUGCAUGGCAUAAGCCUUUCAAAUGUCACCAAAGAAGACUUCGCUAUUGUGAUAAAAACUCUUUUGGACACGAUUGAAUUAAUAUCAGAUCAACCAGGCAUCCUUUCGGAGGCUUUAACUUGUCUCCCUAUGUUUUGGUGCUGGAAUCACACAACUUCUGGAUUUCAGCAGAACCCAAGGUCAGAAGCCUGUAAUGCCCACAAACUCAUGUCUCCUUCCUUCUACAGCAAAGUGGCCAGUAUCCUUGACCACCUCCACCUGUCUCCCCUAGGUGAAGAUUCACAGUGUUUGAAUGAAAGCUCACAGAUGGAAAUAACUAGGAAAGUAGCCUGUGUAAUUCAUGAAUUAAUGGACUGGAAUUCCAUUCUUCUAGAGCUGUCCAAUGUCUUCCAUGUUAAAACUUCACUUGAGAAAACUGUGCAAGAAUUUUGGCAUAAGGUGUUACCAUUUGUCUCAUUUUCUGGAAAUCAAAGCAAUGGCAGUAUCUCUGAACUUUGUCCUGGUGGUCCCAUAAAGCAAGUUGCUUUGCAAAUCACAGAAAAAUUAAAAAAUGUCAACUUUACAAAAGUCACAUCAGAUGAAAACCUUCUUGAUAAACUAGCUGGUUUAAACAGGAUCCUUAACAUUGAGGAAGGAAUAGGAUCAUCUGUUCUAAAUAAUAUUUCCUUACAUUUGGAAAGGAUAAUAAACAUGCUUUCUAGGGAUGAGAGCCUAGAAAACAGUACUAAUUCUGUAGUCUCUCCAUUCAUGACAUUUCUGAAUGCAAACCUUACAGGUAGUAGUUUAGAAGCACUAUCACAUUUUAUUAAAAAAAGUGGAGAAACUUACAACUUUGAAGAACUAUGGCUUAAGCUUGAACAAAUCAUGAAAGAUCUAACCUGUAACUUUAGUAUCAGACCCCUGCUUUCUGAAAUUAACAAAGAAAUGCAAAUUACUAAUUCAGUGGCUCUUCAAAACCUAAGUUUGGCGCUUGCCCAUUUUUUGGAAAGCCUGGAUUCCUCAUCGUUGAAGACAUUAGAAGUUAUUAAAGAUUUUUUAUUGGCCAUAAAAAACUGGUUUCAUAAAUAUGCAAACAAAGAUUACCCCAAAAUGAUAGAAACUUUAUUUCUCCUUGUGGCUAACAAGAGUUCAACUGAAGAUUUAGCUUUGUUGACUGAAGAUAUUGCUACCUUUUUGGGUAAUCUCAAAAAUGUUUCUAGAGAAGACAAUUUUGAUGUUGCCCUUCUUACUCAUCUGCUAAACCAAGAACAAGUAACUAAUUUCUCAGUCAUUCAGCUGCUUUUUGAAAGCUUCCUAAUUAAUUCAAUCAAUAACUUAGCUGAGAGUUCUCAAGAAGCAGCCUCAAAUUUAAGUGAUACUGACCUUCAGAUAACGAAUUUCAUUAACCUUGCCUUGAACCAUACACAGUCAGAAAAUGGCGAGAGAAUCUUUCUCCCUCCAAGAAGCAUAAUGGAUUUCGUGAAAAAGCUUUUGAAAACAUUCUUCUCCUUUGUACUAAAGGAAAAUUCAGGGAGCAGUGUACUUCUUCUGCUGAAAGGCUUCCUCAGAGAUGUCAUUGCAGAGAUGAGUUUUGUUCCAAAGGAUAAAAUUCUAGAAAACUUGAAGCUGGAUCGUUUUCUUACCUUCAUGAGAGAAGACAGAUUGGUGAACAUUUUUUCAGCUUUAAACGAGACCAUGUAUCAUCUAAUCAAAAGCUCAUUUACAUUAGACAAUGGAGAAUUUUAUUUUGAUAAUCAUCGAGCACUGAAGUUCAUGGGAGAUUUAUUCCACACUCUUCUAAGGGAAACCUCAGUGAAAAAUGAGACUGGAAAUAAUCUGCAGUUCCUUGUAGUGGUGAGUCAGUUGCUUUCUCACAUGAACAGUUCUGAGGACCUUUUCAAACUCAAUCAAGAUCUCAGGUCAGCUCUUGGCCUUGUGAGAGAAACUUCAGCAGAGCUAGCACAGCUCAUGGACACUCUUUCAAACUCUCCUAUUAAGGACUUCCCUGCCCUGUACCCUGCCCUCCAGGAAGUUAUACUGGCUAAUCUAACCCAUUUGCUUUCCUUCAUAAACAAUUCAUUCCCCCUUAGAAACAGAGCAACAUUAGAAAUUACCAGGCGCUUGCUUGGAGUUAUCUCAAGAGCCGGUGGAGAGAGUCGUACCCUGGACCCCCUCUUGGAAAUGUCUAGAACUCUGACCAUGCUGGUGGAUAACGGUGUGGAAAUGAGAGGUCUUGCCACCUCCAUCACCACCACUGUGGACCUUCUUAAGCUGGCCAAGAAAACGUCAAGAAAGGUGGCCACCGUGUUGGAAACGCUUUCUGUCCCCACUGUCAAUGACACUGUGAAAUUGUUGCACACUCUUUAUUCCAUUUUGCAGCAAAGUGUUCGAAAUGUUGUCAAUGAAAUGAUUACUUUGAAAAAAGCAGAUCAUUUAAUAUUGGAAAAUAUAGAUAACUUGUUGAUGCCAUUUCUUGACUUGGCCUUUGGGAUGAUUGGAGUCAAACCUAAUAUUUCUCAAGACUCUGAUAUUCUCAAUAUGUCAUCUAGUAGCAUAUUCACAUAUGUGAACCAGUCCAAAGAUUUUUAUGGUAUUAGGAAAGAAAUAGCUGAAUUUUUAACUUCUGUGAAAAUCAAUUUGGGAGACGUGGAACAUCUCGUAGCAGCAUUUAAUAAUGGGACACAAGUAUUUUCUGUGGAUUCUGUCAAUUUAUGGGAACAAAUCCUGAAUUGCUUAGUUCCUGUAAAGGACCUCAUCAACCACAUAGACUUUUUAUAUUCUAAUCCAGUUUCCACUCAUAAUUUCCCUCAAGAUAAAAAAUGGAAAAGAACUCGUGAAGUGAUCUUGUUUUUGCGUGAAAUACUGUCACGAAACAGAACAGGACCAGGGACUUACUUGAGAACGGUGAUCGACCUCAUCUCAGCAGGACUUUGGAAUAAGUUACGGAAGGAUGACAAGGAUGUUUUUAAUCCGUUGCUGACAUUGGGUCCGUAUCCAAAUGACCUUUUAAAAACCGUAAAGACAGUUGUAAAGGCCUUCAGGGGAUUGAAAGGUGACUCCAGAGGUGAUUUGAGUACAGCUUUGCUUUUUAACACCUCUUUGAUUCAGAAGGAAACUCACCAACAACUGCAAGAAGCAGUCCAGGUCGUGUUAAGUAGAGUAGCUCUUGCGAGUAAAGAGCUUCUCCUCAACAGCUCUCAGAAGGCAUACUCCUUGAGCCCUUUGUUUCAGCCCAUUUUUGAAAUUUUUAUUAACGCAACCACUGGAGAGAACAGCACCUCAGGAAAAGACGAGAAGACCAAGAAAGAGCUGGUUGACUUUCCUUACAUCCUCAAACCAUUAUCGCGUUUUGAGAAAUACUGGAAGGGAUUGAUUGCAUUGGCUGAAUACUGGCAAAACUUCUCACUGAUUGAUCAAAGUGCCGUGGAAGCAUGUCGGGCUUUCCUGCAACCUCCGGAGCCCCCAGUCGCCGUGGUGAUUCUGCGGAGAGUGGAGAAGCUGGUCCAGCGUGUGCUCGUUCUCCUUGCAGAAAACCCCGCCCUGACCAGGGAUGUCCUGUGUGCCACCCUGAGCUGCAAGCAAGGCAGGAUAAGGCUGCUGGUUCUCUCUGCUCUGAAAGGGGUCGUCUUGGUGCAGGACCACUACCAGGAGCUGGAAAAGAUAUGGACCUCUCCCCAUCAGCCAAGUUGUGAAGGUCUCAGCAGGAAUCUGUCCAGCGCCUUGGAAGGCUUCAGGAGCAGCUUGGAAGAUGCCAGCGAGCAGGACUGUGAAUGCCAGCCUGGGCCAGCCUCCUCUCCGCACACUUAAUAUAUGUUGGCCCAAAGCCUCGAGAAGACUUUGUUGUCUGGGAAUCCCGUUAUGGCUUUUCUUAGCAAUUUCACAGUAGCUGAGGAUGUAAAAGUGAAAGAUUUGAUGCAGAACAUCAGCAGGUUAACCGAAGAGCUUCGAUCUUCUCUCCACAUCUCAGAUGAGACUAUCAACAGCAUUUUAGAAGCGAACAUUUCCCACUCAAAGGUUCUCUCGAGCGCCCUGACGGUGGCUUUGUCUGGAAGGUGUGAUGGGGAUGUUCUUCGUCUGCUGCUCCGGUUCCCUGAGGAUGGAAAGUCCGGGUCCGCAGCGAGGGAGCUGUGCGGCCUGCCCCGGGCCCAGGUGUUUUCUCUGAUUGUGCUGAUGGGUCGGAACCUGGACCUGCGGAAUUUCGUUUACAAAACGCUGCUCCCCAAGGAAGCCAGCGGCCUGCUCAGCUCCCUGCUGGACGUCGUGAGCGGCCUCAGCCACCUGCUCCCCAGAGCUGGCCAGGUCCUCGAACACCUUCCUGGAUUCCUCCGUGAACUUAAGAUCACUGCCUUGCUGGACGCGCCCGACUUCCAGCAGGCUUCACAAAGUCACCAGGCCAGAAGUUCAGCCUUUGGUUCUUUCCGGUCUUUGAUGAAGAUGGUUUGCAAGGACCACGCAUCUUUCUUUAGCAACUCUGACACCUUUCUUAACUUACCUAGAGUUAAUGAACUCUUAGGAGAUGACAAAGAAAAAUUCAACAUUCCUGAGGAUGCAACACCGUUUUGCUUGAAGAUUUAUCAGGAAAUUCUACAGUCUCCAAACGGCGCUUUGGUGUGGUCUUUCCUAAAACCUGUGUUACACGGAAAAAUACUGUACACACCAAACACUCCAGAGAUUAAUAAGGUCAUUCAGAAGGCAAAUCAUACUUUUGAUUUUGUGGACAAGCUGAAGACUUUAUCAGAAACACUGCUGAACUUGUCCAGUGUUUUUCAGAGCAGCAGAAACGGCCAGAUGCUCCACCAGCUGCAGAAAGCCCUGAAAAACAAAUUUAUAAGAAGCUUUGUGGAAAGCCAGCUGCACGUUGAUGUAGACAAACUGACCGAAAAGCUCCAGACACUUGAAGGGAAGCUGGACCAGAUGCUGAACCGCACAGGCACUGGACGCCUCCGCUUCCUGAGCCGUGUCCUGGCCGACCUGUCCUCCUGUGUCCUGCUGAACCGCUUCCAGGGCAUGGCCUCCGUCACCUCCCUGGAGGCGACCGCACAGGCCCUCAUGCAGAAGAACAACUUCUUGGCCAGUAUCAUUUUCAACAACUCCGCAGUUGGUAAGAACCUCAGCUCAGAAUCUCUUCAGCUGCCGCCCCAGGUCACAUACAGCAUCCGGACCAGCGUCUCGUACAGCAUGAGAACAGAUCUGGUGAAAAACCCUUUCUGGAAGUUCCACCCUCAGAGCCUUCCAGCCGAUGGGUUCAAGUAUAACUACAUCUUUGUCCCGUUGCAAGACAUGAUCGAAAGGGCCAUCGUCUCGGUGCAGACGGGGCAGGAGGCCCUGGACCCGGCCGUGCAGGCUCAGGCCAUCCCCUACCCGUGUCACACCAGCGACCUGUUCUUGAACAACGUCGGCUUCUUCUUCCCCCUGAUCAUGAUGCUCACGUGGAUGGUGUCUCUGGCCAGCAUGGUCCGCAAGCUGGUUUACGAGCGGGAGAUCCAGCUGGAGGAGUACAUGAGGACCAUGGGCGUGCACCCGGCCGUCCAUUUCCUGGCCUGGCUCCUGGAGAACGUGGCCAUGCUGACCGUGAGCAGCGCCGCCCUGGCCCUCAUCCUCAAGGUCAGUGGCAUCUUCACCUACAGCAGUGGCUGGGUCAUCUUCGUCUUCCUGCUGGACUUCGCGGUGUCGGUGGUCAUGCUGAGCUACCUCCUGAGUGCGUUCUUCGGCCGGGCGAGCACGGCCGCCCUGUGCAGCAGCCUGCUGUACGUGGCCAGCUUCCUACCGUACAUCGUGCUACUGGUCCUGCACGACCAGUUAGGUGCCGGCCUGCAGGCCUUGCUGUGCCUCCUCUCCACAACCGCCUUUGGACAAGGAGUGUUUUUCGUUACAUUCCUAGAAGGGCAAGAGGCAGGGAUUCAGUGGGAUAACGUGUACCAGUCUCUGGAACCAGCGGGCAUGACCUUUGGCUGGGUUUGCUGGAUGAUUCUGUUUGAUUCAGGCCUUUAUUUCUUAUGCGGAUGGUACUUGAACAACAUGAUUCCUGAAACUUUCGGUUUGAGGAAACCAUGGUAUUUCCCCUUCACCGCAUCCUACUGGAAGGAUGUAUGUGGGUUGGUGGUGAAAAGGAAGAGUGGAGCGGGUUCUCACCUGUUCUUCAUUAGUGGGAACCUGGACAGUCAAGGCUCAUCCCUGCAAAAUGGGGAAGGAGAGCUGGAAGGAGGCCCCCCGGGUGUCGUCCUGCUGUCUGUGACCAAGGAGCAUGAUUGCCACAAGGCAGGGGUCUGGGACCUGACCCUGACCUUCCAUAGGGACCAGAUCACGGCCCUGCUGGGGACCAACGGCGCCGGGAAGACCACCGUCAUAUCCUUGCUGACGGGACUCUACCCCCCCACGUCUGGAACCAUCACAGUCAACGGCCGGAACCUUCAGACGGACGCGUCCGCAGUCAGGGAGGAGCUGGGCGUGUGUCCACAGCACGACGUCCUGUUCGACCACCUCACAGUGCUCGAGCACCUGCUGCUCUUUGCCUCCCUGAAGGCGCCAUGGGGGACCCGCCAGGAGCUGCGUGGGCAUGUCCAUAGAACGCUUCAGGACGUGGGGUUGACGCAGCACCGGCACCAACAGGCCCGCGCCAUCUCGGGGGGCAUGCGGAGGAAACUGUCCAUUGGCAUCGCCUUCCUGGGUGCGUCGAGGACCGUGGUCCUGGAUGAGCCCACUAGCGGGGUGGACCCUUGCUCCCGUCGUGGCGUCUGGGACGUGCUCCUCAAGUACAGAGAAGGUCGGACGAUCAUCUUCACCACCCACCACCUGGAUGAGGCUGAGGCGCUGAGUGACCGCGUGGCCGUGCUGCAGCAGGGGCGGCUCCGGUGCUGCGGUCCCCCGGCCAACCUGGCCCAGGCCCAUGGCCAGGGGCUCCGCCUGACGCUCAGCAAGCAGCCUUCUGUUCUGGAGGCUGAUGACCUGAAGGACACAGCUUGUGUCACGUCUCUGAUCCAGACCUACAUCCCACAAGCAUCCCUCAAAGGCAGCAGCCCAGGCGAGCUGAGCUACACAAUCCCUGAGGAUGCAGACAGAGCCUGCUUCAAAGGGCUCUUCCAGGCCCUGGACCAGAACCUUCACCACCUGCACCUAACGGGCUAUGGGAUCUCAGACACCAGCUUAGAAGAGGUGUUUCUGCAGCUUUUGCAAGAUUCCAAGAAGCAAAGUGAUGCUGCCCUCGGGACGGAGUCGGUGCCCCCGGAGCCUGGCCCUGGUGUCCAUGGCACGCCUGCCAGGCCCCCCCUGGUGCGGGGCGGCCACCUGCUCUGGACGCAGAUGACCGCCCUCCUGCUGAAGCGGCUCCUCCACGCGGGCCGGGCCUGGAAGGGCACUGCCUCCAACCUGCUGCUGCCUGUGCUCUUCGUGGCCUUGGCCAUGGCCCUGUUCAUGGUGAGGCCUUUGGCCAUCGACUACCCUCCCCUCAAACUGACACCUGGCCAUUACGACAGGGUCGAAACCUACUUUUUCAGCAGCAGUGAGAACGACGACAUGGGGCUCGCCCACACGCUUUUGCGGAAGUUCAGGGAUCAGGACCCGCUCUGCGCUGACUUACACCCAGACUUGGGGAAUUCUUCCUGCUGGCGCACGGACCCCUCCUCUCGCCCAGAAGUCCGGGAGUCCUGUGGCUGCCUGAAGUGCCCCAAUGCAAGCAGCAGGGCACCCUACCUGACCAACCGCCUGGGCCACAGGCUGCUCAACCUCUCCGGCCUCCCCCUGGAGGAGUAUUUGCUGGUGCCGCAGGAAGAGCCAAGGCUCGGUGGAUGGUCUUUUGGAGUCAGAAUCCCUGAUCAAGCUCAAGACUCAAAUUCAAAUGUAUCAAAACGCAAAACUCUGGCAAAGGUGUGGUACAAUCAGAAGGGCUUCCAUUCCCUGCCAUCCUACCUAAAUCAUCUCAACAACCUUAUUUUGUGGAGGCUCUUACCCCCUGCCGCGGACUGGAGGCAGUAUGGAAUCACGGUCUACAGCCACCCGUACGGAGGAGCCUUGCUGAACGAGGACAGGAUCCUGGAGAGCAUCCGCCAGUGCGGCGUGGCCCUGUGCGUCAUGCUGGGCUUCUGCAUCCUGUCCGCGUCCAUCGGCAGCUCCGCGGUGCACGACAGGGUGACCGGGGCCAAGAGGCUGCAGCACAUGAGCGGCCUGGGCUACAGGACCUACUGGCUCACCAACUUCCUGUUCGACAUGCUCCUUUACUUGGUCUCCGUCUGCCUGUGCGUCGCAGUGAUCCUCGCCUUCCAGGUAACGGCUUUCACUUUCCGAGAGAACCUGGCGGCCACGGCCCUCCUGCUGGCACUCUUCGGGUACGCGACUCUCCCGUGGGUGUACCUCACCUCCAGAGUCUUCUCCAGCUCGGACGUAGCCUUCAUCUCCUACAUCUCCCUGAACUUCGUCUUCGGCCUCUGCACCAUGCUGAUGACCAUCAUGCCACGACUGCUGGCCUUCGUCUCCAGGGCUCAGAAUUUACAGAACAUCUAUGACAUCCUCAAGUGGGUCUUCACUAUUUUCCCUCAAUUCUGCCUGGGUCAAGGGCUAAUAGAACUCUGUUACAAUCAGAUCAGAUACGACCUGACCCACAACUUUGGCAUCGAUUCCUACAUGAGUCCCUUUGAGAUGAGCUUCCUGGGCUGGAUCUUCGUGCAGUUGGCCGUGCAAGGCUCGGUCCUUGUCCUCCUGAGGGUCCUGUUGCACAGAGACCUCUGGCAGCUGCCCAGGGGCCACUCUGCCAUUCAAGGGACAGUCACAUCUUCCAAGGACAUAGAUGUUGAAAAAGAGCAAGUGAGGGUGUUGAAAGGCAGAACCAGUGGAGACCUCCUCGUGCUGCACAACCUUAGCAAGAGUUACAGAGGCUUCUUCAAGAGGACCACCGCGGUGCAGGAUAUUAGCUUGGGCAUACGCAGGGGAGAGUGUUUUGGCCUUCUAGGGGUGAACGGAGCUGGGAAAACCACCACAUUCAAAAUGCUGACCGGGGACCUGCUUCCAAGUUCGGGACACGCCGUCCUCAGGACUCCCAUGGGAGAGGACGUGGAUCUGGCUCUCGCUGGCGCAGCCGGCAUCCGCGUUGGCUACUGUCCGCAGCAGGAUGCCCUGGACCAGCUCCUGACCGGCUGGGAACACCUGCGUUAUUACUGCAGCCUGCAUGGGAUUCCAAAGCAGUGCAUCCCUGAGGUUGCUGGGGACCUCGUGAGGCGCCUCCACCUGGAAGCCCACGUGGACAAACUCGUGUCCACCUACAGUGGGGGGACCAAGAGGAAGCUGUCCACAGCCCUGGCCCUGCUGGGGAAACCCGAUCUUCUCUUACUGGACGAGCCCAGCUCAGGGAUGGAUCCCUGCUCCAAACGGCACCUGUGGGAAGCGGUGAUGAAGGAGGCUCGGGAAGGCUGUGCUGUGGUCCUGAGCUCCCACAGCAUGGAGGAGUGCGAGGCCGUGUGCACCAGACUGGCCAUCAUGGUCCAUGGCAGCUUCCAGUGCCUGGGUUCCCCGCAGCACAUCAAAAACAGGUUUGGUGAUGAUUACACAGUCAAGGUUUGGCUCUGCAAGGAAGCAAAUCAACACAGCACUAUUUCCGACUGCUUGAAGUUCUACUUUCCGGGAGUCCAGUUGAAGGGACAGCGCCUUAAUGUAUUGGAAUACCACGUGCCUAAAAGAUGUGCAAGCUUAGCUGACCUAUUCAGAGUUCUAGAGGACAGGAAAAGCUUCCUGAAUAUCAGGCAUUACUCCAUCAGCCAGACCACUUUGGAGCAGAUAUUUGUUAAUUUUGCGACUGAGCAGAGGCAAACUUCACCACCUUCUGAUUCGUCCACCGACUGUGGCCGCCCACAGCACCUGCCUGUCUAA